Molecule: messenger RNA, 3282 nt
Organism: Glarea lozoyensis ATCC 20868
Lineage: Eukaryota; Fungi; Ascomycota; Leotiomycetes; Helotiales; Helotiaceae
Exons: 4
Coding region: 1-3282 (1093 amino acids)
Source: RefSeq, a predicted model, not a curated record
AUGUUUUGUAUGUAUAGAUUGCUGGUCACGCUUGGCGUUUUGCUUUUGGUGAGAGAUGUAUAUUGUUUAUCAUUGCCUUCACAGCCUCUAAGUAGCAUAUUACAUGUCGAAAAUAAGGAGGCUCUUGGUGCCGCCCAAAGAGAUAUUGGCUACCGAAAAGACCCCACAAAAGUUAUAGACUCCUCUGAAAAGCUUUCUCCCCCUACUGUACUCAUCAAAAGAGCAUUCGAGGUCCCUCAGAACUCUGGUCCUCGCCACCCCCUAAAAUCUUGCUCAAAUUAUGUCCAAGGAUCCGUUGGCAAAUGUGGUGAGGGAGCAGAUAUUGCUACGAGCUCUGGAUCUGGGAAUCACACAGUCACUCAAGCCUACUCAAAGACGCAACCUGACCGCCUCACAAAGACUGAAGAUGAAAUCACCAAGAAGCCUUUUACCACGACGCCAGUCUUUCAGGUACCAGCUCGACAAUCAAGUCUUUCUCAUCAAAUCCAAGCAGAAGUUUUGACAGCCAUCUCGACGGCGGUGGGACUUGCUGGACCUACUGCACAUAAGACUGCUGAUGCUUUCUAUUUAGUAUCGAGUAGUGUUUCUGAUUAUUCAAAGGUUCAAACGAUAAAACCGACCGCACACGCAAGCAUGCUAUAUCCAGCGCCAAUUCCACCACCGGAAGGAUCAGGUGAUACAGGCCCGCAUAGACUUUCCUCGAAGAUUGGGUUGUUUCUCAGUGGAAAUCAAGAGACACGAACUUUAGCUACGCCAACAAUUCCAAACGAUUUACUUCUACCCGUUGCGUCGCGACACCCAGGAAAUAGCAUGGCGAUUUCUGGCGAAACUACGACUCGGCAGCCCUUUGCUCUUGUUUCUGAGCCAGCUUACACAACUAUUCCCUCAUCUCCAACUCAUACUUCGUACUCUUUCAUCCGCAUUGUAGGCAUACCAGCUCCUCCGAUGGUUGUGAGCACUCAGACGGUAGGCCUCACCCGUCCGUCUACCGCGAAGCUUCUCCCUGAUCUCGAUGCAAUCACAAAGAUUGUGUUGGGUAACUUACCGUAUGCACUCACUAGUAAGAUCGGCUUACCAGAGGGCUCGGUUCCUACGCCAGCGGUGGGGAAUGGUCCGUUACGUGCAGGUGGGUAUAUUGGAAUUCAACAGGAUCCUACGAAUACUGUGUUUCGAGAGGAAGCAGCUCCUGCGACGAGACUUGAUGUUAUGCCGGAUGGUCUAGCUCCUAAGCCAUCUCCUACUGCGACUUCAGCGGAGGGAGCAGACGUUGAUGCAGAAGAUGAAGAAACCACUGAAGAUAGCCCGACGAUACCAGAUGUACCGUCGUCAAGCUUGACCUCUGAACCAAUACUAGAUGAAGAAACCCCCGAUUCCGACACGUCGACGAUUCAUGAAGACGACGUUAACGGAGUCGUUGCUAUCCAAACCGCAGUCGAUGGUUCCGUUGAUUCUUCAAAAACAAAACCUGGGGACUCGAACAGCCAAAACAUUCCAGUUGAAACAUACGUCGGAGUCCCAGCCAACACGAUUGCAAACCCCCUAACUCCAGUCUUAGACCACACAACCGGGAGUCCAGCUCUCAGUAACUCUCCACAACAAACCUCAAAACCCGCUGUUUUCGUCACAUCGUCGACGCACGUAUGGGUUUCAGGCGACAACUUGUCAUCUUAUGAUAAUGGCGAUCCCACUGAUACCUUGCCCUUCACGCAUUUAUGGGAGCCGGGAGCGGCCUCGGUGUUGACUUCGAUGGCGGCGCUCAGCCCGGCUGGACCGCAGAUUACUUCUAAUCCGUCUCUUACUUCGGUGAUUGAGGUGCCUGUUGCGGCGGAUGGGGAUACUACGUCUGUGGGGGAGGAUGGAGAUGUAAAGAGUGUCGAUGGGGGGGAUGGGUCUCGGAAUACUGCGUUGCCAGAGGAGCCGCAGAGUCCCGUGACGACGGUUUCGAGGGGUGAUGGGAGAGUUUCUUCGGCUGUUACGGUGCCAGUUCUGCUGGAUACUACGGCAAAGAGUCCGGGGGCGGCCGUUACGUCUCUACCGGAUGCCGGGUCUACGGAUGAUGUGCAGGAUGAAUUCCCAGAUGAGGCUGCUGCUACAGAUUCUCCUCUUGAUGGAGCGUUGCAGGGCUUGGGUGUUCCGUUUUGGGUUACUAGCACCGCCGAGGAUGCGAUUGCUACUAUCGCUGCGGCUGUAACGUUGCCUGUCGAAUCUGCAGGUCAAUCGGCAACUGAGGUACCAGAUGCUGCCGCCGACGAUGAUCUGGAAGAUGGUGACGAAGGAGACUCUACGAGUAUUGGGAUAUCUGCAGCGGCAGCUAAUAGUCAACCUAACAGCCCGACAGCUGUCAUUUCUACACCGCCGCCGGUGAUUCCUGAUGUAUCUCUUAUAGAAACUGGAAUAGAUCAGGAUCCCGAACCAGCACCAGCACUUCCUGCCUUCAGCAUCAUACCAGGGCAAUCAACGGCGGCAAUCGGAACGGGCGAGAAACCAAGUCCUCUUAGAACUGUCAAUGGUGCACUUAGCCAAUUUACCAAUCCUACAGCGGCGGUUUCUGGUCUACCGUCUGGCUCUCUGGGAAAUUCCAUCGAAAGUGGAGUGCCACAGGAAAUUCAACAAGGAAGCAUGUUGACAGCUGAGACGGGAUAUGAUCCAAAUGAUUUGGCAACUGGGACGGGCAUACUUCCUACAUCCAUGGCGGUAUCAAACCCACAACAAGACAGCAACCCUCAAGAUACACUAGUCGUCGUGACACUGAAUGGCCAAAUCACCGCAAUCACCAAAUCAGCUCUCCACACUUCCAUCCCCUCUGGUAACCACAAACCACAACCCACAUCCUCCCUCAUCCCCAGCCAACACUGCGACCACAACCCCAAAGAAAUCAUCUCCAUAACAGUAACAGCAACUAAAACCCUCCUAUUGACAGUCACCAGACUGAUACCCAUCAACCCCAGCACCAUCAAAAAAAUAUCGUCCAGCAAAGGGGUUCGCUCGAGUAAAUCAACUAGAAAAUUCAAGAGUUCAAAGACCUCAUCAGUCCAAUCUCAAACGUAUAAAUCGACGAUUACAUCUCCAACGUCUUCGAUUGCGUCCUCAGUUUUGGUAGAGAGUGCGAGUUUGAUGGUUAAUGCCACGAGUACGACGCCGGUGACGUUGUCGACGGAACAGAGUAGGAUGACGGGGACUGCGAGGGUUAGUGUGGGUGCGAAUUCAGCGGUUGGGAGAGGGGUUGGAUGGGGGAGUUUGGGGGUGCUGGCGGCGGUCUUGGUUGGGGCGAUGGUGGUUUGA